Messenger RNA from Puccinia triticina, 903 nucleotides. RefSeq lists its product as uncharacterized. Lineage: Eukaryota; Fungi; Basidiomycota; Pucciniomycetes; Pucciniales; Pucciniaceae. The coding region runs from base 1 to 903 and encodes 300 amino acids. The record is from RefSeq and is a predicted model, not a curated record. The transcript is spliced from 3 exons.
AUGCAGUCAACAUCCCACCCCGAACACGAUGGAGCCCAGCGCGAAGAGAUGCUGAAGGCCUUGGCCAGCCGGACCCUGGCCCAGUUCGAGAUCGACGGCCUCUCAUCCGACGACGACGACGACGACCAGGACUACGAGGAGUGGGCCGGGAUCCCGAGCGAGCACGAGUCCGACGCCGAGGAGGAGGAGGGCUUCUCGGUCGCAGCCACUGACGAAGACUUCGACGGCCCCGAAGGUGUGUCCACGAGCCUCACGAUCCCCAGCCCGGAAACUCACGAGCCUUCUGCAGACCUCCUCCAGCAAUCCGACUCUCCCGCCCUCCGAGAACCACAGCAAGAGCCCGCCGUGGUCGUGUUCGCCGAUCCGUCCCGAGCGCGGUCGAAGCCCGGCCGCGAGCUGGGCCACCUGGAACGCACCUCCUUCAUGGCUUCGACCCUGCGCAAGCAGCUGGCCCACCUGGACCGCUCCCUGUCCACGCUAGUCGCCCACCUCUCGUCAGGGCCCCAGAAGAAGAAGACCCAGCCGGCGGACCUCGACCAGCUGCUCUGCCCCACCGCCCUCCCGCCGCCCUCGAAGGGCCUCCAGCAGCGCCAUCCCCGCCCGAUCAGCCGCGGCCUCGCCCGCGCCGCCCUCGACCGCAGCCUGGCCGCCGACCGCCAGGCUAUCGCCAGCGGCACCGUCCGCGCCGCCACCGCCAAAACCGUCUCCAAGCGCCACCAGCGUAGCCUCGAUGGCUCCGCCGCCCGCGACCGCAGGGCCAGGGCCGGCCACACCGACCGCGUGCCCCUCGGCAAACCCGGCCCCGGCGGGCUCAUCAAGCUCUCCCAGCACGAGAUCAGGAGCGCUACCAACCCCCGCCCUCAUCAUCCCCGCGGUAAUAAUCGGAGCAAGCCCAGGAGGUGA